AGCUCGGGCUCCCGGCGUGGGUUGGGGUGUUGGCGGGUGGUUUUUAGUGGUGUUAAAGCCGUUGGUCUGUCCUCAGGGCCCCGCGCCGUGUCCAGGGGGGCCGCCCCGUGGGAAGCUGGCGGCCCGGCGCCUCUCCGCGGGGCUGGGGCUGCGGAGCCUGAUGCCGGUCACUCCUAACGGGAAGCAGUAGAGAAUGUCCUUUCGUGGAAGAGGAGGCGGUGGCGGAGGACGAGGAGGAAGAGGAGGAGGUGGUUUUAAUCGCGGAGGAAGUGGCGGUGACAGAGGUGGCUUUAAUCGUGGUGGACGAGGUGGCUUUGGACGGGGAGGUGGACGAGGAGGCUUCAACAGAGGUGGAUAUGACCAGGGCCCUCCGGAGAGGGUAGUCUUACUGGGAGAGUUCAUGCAUCCGUGUGAAGAUGAUCUUGUUUGUAAAUGUAAAACAGAAGAAAACAAAGUGCCUUAUUUCAAUGCACCAGUGUACUUGGAUAAUAAGGAACAGAUUGGCAAAGUGGAUGAAAUUUUUGGGCAGCUACGAGACUUUUAUUUUUCAGUGAAACUGUCUGAGAACAUGAGAGCCUCUUCAUUCAAAAAAAUGCAAAAGUUUUACAUUGACCCAGCAAAGUUGCUACCCCUUCAGAGAUUUUUACCAAGGCCUCCUGGAGAAAAAGGUGCUCCUCGAGGAGGUGGUAGAGGAGGACGUGGUGGAGGACGUGGAGGAGGAAGAGGUGGUAGAGGAGGAUUCGGAGCAGGAAGAGGUGGAGGAAGAGGAGGAGGAGGAUUUAGAGGAGGUGGAGGAAGAGGUGGUGGAGGAGGAGGAUUCAGAGGAGGAAGAGGCGGUGGAGGAGGUUUUAGAGGGAGAGGACAUUAAAAAUGGAGCAAUGAGAAUCUUCCUGCUGACUUACCACAUCAUCUGCAAAGGUUAAGAACAAGAAAAAAAAAUUAUAAAAGACCGUGAAAAAGUUGUUUGUAAAGAACUGGAAGCUAUGAAAUGACAGUUGAUGACUGUCAACACAUGAACAGAGUAUGUAGCCCUUGGUGAAGAACGGAAGACUGCUCAGAACAUACUUGAACUUUUAAAACUAAGACAAGGUUCAAUGUUAUUCUUAAAUUGUUUGUUUCUGGCAAAUGACUUAGUCAGUGCUUGACUUCAUGUUGGAGUCUGGAGUAAACAAUCAAUUUAAACUUUUUUUUAAGAAAGACCCCUUUGGGUUCACUGCAUGCACAUUUGUCAGUAUGAACUUGUUUACCCGUGUGUGACUUGGAUAAGAUCCCUUGUUCUCAUUGUUUUAUAUGGAGUCUUGUGGAUCACCCUAAAGAGGCCAUACUGUUUAAAUAACCUUUAUGGAUCCUUUUUUACAAAUUAAACUUCAGAUUUUUUUUGUUGUUAGAACUUUUUUUAAUGCAUAAUCAUAAGUACGAGGAAAGGAAGAUAGCAAAGAAUAUUUUGUAGAUUCUUCUCUUUGAGUCUUAAUGAAAGCCAAAGGCAUUAAGUCGCAUUCUUAGAAGAUAUCUAAUGAGUAAUACAGAGUUAAUUCUAUUCUUAGGUCGCCUCACUGUAUCUAAUUUCACCAAUAAUAAAAUUGCGAUGAGUUUUUAACUGUU
This is a messenger RNA of Numida meleagris (helmeted guineafowl), 1602 nucleotides long. It is a transcript of the gene GAR1, whose product is annotated as GAR1 ribonucleoprotein. NCBI's taxonomy places the organism in Eukaryota, Metazoa, Chordata, Aves, Galliformes, Numididae. Gene Ontology annotation, cellular component: box H/ACA snoRNP complex. Gene Ontology annotation, biological process: snoRNA guided rRNA pseudouridine synthesis; ribosome biogenesis. The record is from RefSeq and is a predicted model, not a curated record. The transcript has 7 exons. The coding region runs from base 194 to 868 and encodes 224 amino acids. Gene Ontology annotation, molecular function: box H/ACA snoRNA binding.